AUGAAAAAGAUACGUGGUCUCAAGAUUUGUUCUAAAUAAAAAUAAUUUAUAUUUGAAUUUGGUUUUGUUUAAGCUUUUAAAGAAAUUAAAGGUAAAGAAAAUAAAUCAAUUUAAUAUAUAGGUCAAGUAAAAGUAAAUAGAAUCAUGGGAAUUAAUAUUGAAGAUCAUUUUGAAGAAAUAUUUGAAGUUAUCAAGCUUCACUUAUUGCCAUUAAUGCUCAUAUUCGUUACCAUUGUAGUAAAGCAAUAGGUUAAAAUGACUGCAUAUGAAAAAUUCGCUUUUUAUUGGUUCUUAUUCAAUGGAGCUAUUAUCCACAUCACUUGGGAUGGUUUUGUUGGAGCCCUUCAUUAAUGUGAUCCUUUACUUAGAGUUUACUCUUUGAUGGAUAAUAGAUACAAGGUUAAGGAAAACGCUGUCAGAGCUAUUUCUUUCUGCGAAUUAUUCUUGCAUGGACCUCUUUGUCUCUACACUGCUAGACUUUUCUUAAGCAGUAGAGGUUUAAAGAGAGAUAUUUUCUCCAUUUUAUCUUCAUUCCUUUAGCUUGUAUUUACCUACGUUUUCGUCUAUGAUGAAUAUAUGAACAAUUUUGUUAAUGUUUGCCCUGAAGAAAGUUGUUUCACAUUCUCUACUUCAAAUAUUUUACUCUUCUGGAUAUGCUUUGUUUUCUUCAACCCUGUUUGGAUUAUCCUUCCUCUCUAUCACUUAGUUGUUGCUUAUAAGAAUAUAGUAGCUCAAGAAAGAUGGUCAUUUAAUAUUUGUGCAAUUGAAAAUAGAAGUGGUGAAAAUUAUUAUGAUAACUUUGAUAAAACUCAAAGAACUGUCAGCUCUAAAAAAAAUAAGAAAGAUUGA
Molecule: messenger RNA, 849 nt
Organism: Tetrahymena thermophila SB210
Lineage: Eukaryota; Ciliophora; Oligohymenophorea; Hymenostomatida; Tetrahymenidae
Product: emopamil-binding protein
Exons: 3
Biological process (GO): sterol biosynthetic process
Cellular component (GO): endoplasmic reticulum; membrane
Molecular function (GO): steroid Delta-isomerase activity; cholestenol delta-isomerase activity; C-8 sterol isomerase activity
Source: RefSeq, a predicted model, not a curated record